UAAAUCGAAACUGCUCUGUGUUCAAAAAAAUCAUGAGUUGAGAAAGUUUCUACAGUGUUUUUACAAGUUUUUAGUUAUUUAUUUUUGAACUUAGGUGAUAAUUAUACAGUUAACGCACAAAAUAUUACUUCCAAUAUCGGUGUUGAUAUAAAAGCCACAACAUUAUUUCAGUGAAAUACAAAAAGUUGAAGAUUUUAAGUUGUAUGUAGAUACUUAAAGUAUCAUUAGUGUAAUUUCUGUAUGAAUAUUUGCAAGAUUAUCGUGUCGCAAGCGCUUCCAGACUUGUUUUAACAUUAGGGCUCCGGCGGUGAGCGCGGGGCUGGGGGCGCGGGGCGGCGGCGCGCGGGGCAGCGGGGCGCGGGGAGGGCAGGCGGCGCAGGGCGGCGGGGAUGCGGGCAUGGCGCGGCGGCGCGUGACGCGGCGCUGGGAGGUGUUCGCGGGGCGCAACCGCUUCUGGUGCGACGGGCGGCUGAUGACGGCGCCGCACCCCGCCGUGUUCCUGCUCACGCUGGCGCUCAUCACGGGCACGUGCGCGCUGCACUUCGCCUUCGACUGCCCGUACCUGGCGGCGCGCGUGUCGCCCGCGCUGCCGGCCGGCGGCGCCGCGCUGGCGCUGCUCACGCUGUCCGCGCUGCUGCGGACCGCGCUGUCGGACCCGGGCAUCAUCCCGCGCGCGGCGCCGGGCGAGGCGGGCGCGGAGGGCCCCGGCGCGCGCCCCCCGCCCCGCGCGCGCGAGGUGCUGGUGCGCGGCCGCCCCGUGAAGCUCAAGUACUGCUUCACGUGCAAGAUGUUCCGGCCGCCGCGCGCCUCGCACUGCUCGCUGUGCGACAACUGCGUGGAGCGGUUCGACCACCACUGCCCGUGGGUGGGCAACUGCGUCGGCCGCCGCAACUACCGCCACUUCUACACGUUCGUGGUGUCGCUGUCGUUCCUGGCCGUGUGGGUGUUCGCGUCGGCCGUGGCGCACCUGGCGCUGCUGGCGCGCGCGGGGGCCGCGGGGGGCGCGGCGGGGGGCGCGGGGCUGGCGGGCGCGCUGCGGGCGAGCCCCGCGUCGGCGCUGGUGGCGGCCGUGAGCUUCCUGUCCGUGUGGUCCGUGCUGGGGCUGGCCGGCUUCCACACCUACCUCGCCUCCACCGACCAGACCACCAACGAAGAUAUCAAGGGUUCGUUCUCGCUGCGGCGCGCGGGCGCGGGGGCGGGCGCGGCGGGGGCGGGGGCGGGCGGGAACCCCUACUCGCGCGGGAACCCCUGCGCCAACUGCUGGCACGUGCUGUGCGGCCCGCUGCCGCCCUCGCUGCUCGACCGCCGUGGCGUGGUGCCGGGCGAAGAGCUGCCGCCGCAGUUCGUGGUGACGGUGUGCCCCGCGCCCGCCCCCGCCCCCGCGCCACCCGCCGCGCCGCCGCUCACGCCCGCCGCCGCCAACGGCGCGCUGAGCUCGCACCGGCACGCGUACAUGAACCACAGCCUGGACCUCGACCUGCAGGAGCUGUGCGUGGGCGCGGGGGCCGCAGGGGCGGGGGGCGCGGGGGCCGGGGGGCUGAGCGCCUCGCGCCUGCGCCUGCUGCAGGACACCACCAUGAUCGACGCCGCGCUGGACCUGGACGAGCCGGAGCCGCCCUCCGCGGCCCCCGCGGCCCCUGCGGCCCCCGCGCGCGCGUGACCCCGCCCCCGCGCGUGACGCCCCCGCCGCCGCGCGCCGCGCCAUCUAGCGCGAGCGAACAUCGUUGUACAGACUAACUAGUUAUAAAGUUGUGUUUACAAUAAAUUUUAUUGUUAAGA
Molecule: messenger RNA, 1779 nt
Organism: Plutella xylostella (diamondback moth)
Lineage: Eukaryota; Metazoa; Arthropoda; Insecta; Lepidoptera; Plutellidae
Gene: app
Product: Palmitoyltransferase app
Biological process (GO): protein targeting to membrane; peptidyl-L-cysteine S-palmitoylation
Cellular component (GO): Golgi apparatus; endoplasmic reticulum
Molecular function (GO): protein-cysteine S-palmitoyltransferase activity
Source: RefSeq, a predicted model, not a curated record